AACGGAAAUUGUGGUCCUCGGUCACAUGGUUACAAAUAUUCGCUUCCCGGACAGAGUUGUAGCCAUGUCAUUCGCUCGAAAUAGUUGACCCUGUUUGCUCAGAAAUUGAAAGAAAUUAUAGUUAUGGCCCCUCAAGGCAUUGGGAAUCUUCAUUUUCUCCCUGUUGUCCUUGGUUGCUUUGCAAUCAUUGCUUUCUUCACUGCCUAUGGCAUGUCUGUAAAGAGAAAGGAUGUCAGUGCUAUUUGGCCGUAUAUAAGUGAUGCAGGGUCUCGUGCACCUGAGAGUUGCAUCUUUGGACAGUUUCUCAAUAUGGCUGCAGUGAUUGCAUUUGUAGUAAUGUAUAUCCACUACAGACAUGUAAAAGAAUUCAACGUCACAGACAUGCCAAUAAUCUUGAAGCUUAACUAUUGGUCCUUGUGGAUAGCAGCCUUUACAUGCUUGGGUCUCUCCAUGGUUGCAAAUUUUCAAGAGACAAAUUCUUUGCCAACACAUUUGACAGGCGCUAUCAUGGUGUUUGGUUUAGGGACACUGUACUGCUGGAUGCAGGCCUUUAUUUCCCAUUUAAUGCGAAAUCAGGCAACAAGCUCUGCCCUUAGCUCUUGCACAAGAUUUAUUCUUUCAGCUCUCAUAACUGUGUUCUUUAUCAUCACACUAGCAGCUGGAGGUGCCGCCUCAGCAGCAUACAAAGAACAGCAUAAUAACAAGAGUGACAUGGCUCCUGAACUCAAGUGGAAAAAAACAGAUGAUGGAUACAAUGCCCAUCUGGCAAGUACCUUCAGUGAAUGGUUGAUGAGCAUAUGUUUCCUUCUCUACUUUCUGACAUACUUCCGAGAGUUUCAAAAGAUAAAUGUCAUCAUUCAAAUACGACCGAAGAAUGCAGAGAUCUUUUCCUCUGGCCAAAGUCAUCAUGAUGAAGCAAGAAUAGUUGUUUAAAGUCACAAAUGAUGUCUCUUACCAGGUUUUACUAAGUGGAUGUAUGAUUUUUAGGUCUGAUUAUUUAUGUUUAUAUCAGGAAGAAGAAUUUAUAGCAGCAGUAGACCAUGGGAAGCCUUCCUGUACAAACAGUUCAGUGCUUCUGCUGCAUUAGUGGUGGUUUACUUUUUUUUUUCGGUUUUAGAGCAUUUACAAGUUGUUAACCCUUAACCCUUUAACUUCCAAAAGUGAUUAACAUGUUACUUCUCCCUAUAAUAUCCCUACAUUAUCCAGCAAGCAGGUAAUGAGAAUACUCAAACUUAUUUGGUUAAAGUUGUUAUCUAGAUCUAAGACCAAAUUCUCCCAGCUGCUUUACAAGGAAAUGUUUAGCAGCUAGAGGAGAGAAUUAACAAUCAUAUCAUAGGUGUUAAAGGGUUAAAACCCUAAGAGUGACCAGCAUCUAAUUUCUCCUGACAGUAACACUGCUAAAUCAUUCAUUAAGAUCAUGAGAAUAAAGGAAAUGUUCACCAAUCUAAGAAGCUUUGAUCAUCAAAUGAAUUCUCCUUGUCAGUUCCAAGAGAAAGAUAUGGAGAAGAGUAGGGAGAAUAUGGAUACUGAUGUUAGGGUGUAAAGGGUCAAUGAAGAGAAGUGUUCAGGAGUCUUUCAAGCAGCCUGUCAAAAACAGUCACAGAUUAGCACUGCUGUAAGGUGCAGCUUAAAGGCUGUGAUGAGUACAGAUGAUAUUGAAUGGUUGUAAAAUUUCUGCAAAACUCUAAACAAAUCUGAGUGCAUAAGGAAGGUUUAUGUACAUAAAUGUAAGCAGCUACAUUACACCAUUGUAUGUACAUGGUGAUUUGUUAUCUUAGUAAACAAAUUUAUGAUUGUUCAUAGCACUAACCCUCCCAUGGGUGACUAAGACAGAAUUUUAUCCAAUAUCAAUGCACUAAAAACCAUCAAUUGGAGGAUUUUUUUUUGGUUGAUCCAAAACCAAAUUCUCCCAACUAACAUCAGAAUUGUAAGGAAGACAGUAAGGAGAAUUAGUAACGAGAUCUUAGUAUUGAAAGGGUUAAUUAAAGUUCUGUUGAUCUUGGUUA
Molecule: messenger RNA, 2006 nt
Organism: Pocillopora verrucosa
Lineage: Eukaryota; Metazoa; Cnidaria; Anthozoa; Scleractinia; Pocilloporidae
Product: DNA damage-regulated autophagy modulator protein 2
Source: RefSeq, a predicted model, not a curated record